GCUCAGUCGCGGCGUCUGUCUGUCAGGCAGCAGCAGCAGCAGCAGCAGCUUCGGCAGCGGCCAAGAUGGUGGCGAAGCAGCGGAUCCGGAUGGCCAACGAGAAGCACAGCAAGAACAUCACGCAGCGCGGGAACGUGGCCAAGACCUCGAGAAACGCCCCCGAGGAGAAGGCGUCGGUGGGGCCCUGGCUGCUGGCCUUGUUCAUCUUCGUGGUGUGCGGAUCGGCUAUCUUCCAGAUUAUUCAGAGUAUCAGAAUGGGCAUGUGAAGGAGCUGAUCCUUAAACAAGAUUGUUAUAUUUCUCCUGUGAACUAUGAACUCUCAUUCCUGAUGUUUGACAACUUGGAAUUUAAAUUAGCUGUCGUCUUGCUUCUGAAGAACUUUCCAUGUUGACCAUAUGUCAUUCCAGGUUCCUUCACAAGUCAUUCCAAGUUUUUUAGUCCAUGCCACAGUGCCUUGAAAAAGCACCACAUGUAUAAAGCAAUAAAGAGUUAUUGUUAACUUACAAUCGUGGACCUACUUAUUCUGUGAAUCAAACCCAUGCUUUAUGUUAGUAUAUUAAAGUGUAAGCAGUGUAGAUACUUAGUGACUGCAUUAUAUGUAAACACCGAUCUUUCUUAUGUUUCUUCUGUAUAAAUGGAAGUUGUUUUAUUUAAAAUGGAGGUUAAGCUUAUCAAACAGUGAUUGUAUGACUAGUUCAAAGCACACUCAAGCAACUCGGUCAGUGGAUGUGUGCUGUGGUUUUUGCUUAUCUAAAAAGAACAUCUGUAUGUGGUAGCUUAGUUUGACCUUAGCAUGUGGCAACUUAAUAAAUCUCAAAUUGUUCUGAUAGAAGACUUUACCCUAUGCUUCUUGGAAUAUUGUUUUAAUAAAACAAUGUAGUUAAAACCAAUGGUUUAAUUGACCAUAUACAUAAAUGAACAAACCUCUUCAGUCUUAAAAAGCACCAGAAGUUUUACAAAAUGCUUAAUUGUUGUUAUGCUGUACUUGAGUGUCAAUGUUUCUCAUGUCAUCAUUCCUUUCUUCGGGGUGGUUAAUCUUCUUGGGAGCAACUGAAACUUAAGUGUAAAACAUCACAUGGUGACUUGUUCCACGAUACUAUAAUGUUCUUGAUAGCCCACCAAAAGAGCACUAACAUGCCUGCAUCCUGAAUAGUUCCCCAGUUCAGCUGAAUAAGUUAACCAAUCCAGAGUUUUAUAUUGCUGUGAUUUAAAUCUUUUUUUUUUUUUAAAAAGAAUCCUGCAGCAUUUUAAUUUCAUAGAAAUCAAAACAAUGUAAGAGUAAGUGGGUUAUAUUUUCACAGGCUGGUAGACACAACUGAAGUAUCAAUGUUGUUGCAGAACAUAGUGAGGUAAAUAUGAGGUUGGGCACUCUUCCAGGGAAUGCCUUCACAAACAGGUAAUUGGACCACAAAUAAACUACAUAAAGGGCUACGUGAGGGGAAAGUUAACUAGGUAAAUUACUCUGUAAUUUUGCAGGGUUGCAUUGCUGAUGGGCAGGUGACUGGAAGGCUACAUUUCUUACCAUUAGCUGUCAGCACAUUCUGUAAAUGAGAAAUGCUUGUUUGUAAUCUAAGAACUAUUUCCAAUAAAUUACUUUAAAAUCUGA
Messenger RNA from Lacerta agilis (Sand lizard), 1606 nucleotides. It is a transcript of the gene SERP1, whose product is annotated as stress associated endoplasmic reticulum protein 1. Gene Ontology annotation, biological process: endoplasmic reticulum unfolded protein response. Bases 66 to 266 code for a protein of 66 amino acids. Lineage: Eukaryota; Metazoa; Chordata; Lepidosauria; Squamata; Lacertidae. The record is from RefSeq and is a predicted model, not a curated record. Gene Ontology annotation, cellular component: endoplasmic reticulum. The transcript is spliced from 3 exons.